AUGAAAACUCGCGAAUACGAUCAGGAAGGCGUGGAUAUGGCCAUUUUCGAUCUGCUUGAAAGAGCAGGCAUCGGCAAAGACGCUCUCGUGGUUGACAAAAUGGACAAGGCAACUGUAAAUGGCACCCACAUUGUCGUGUCUUUUAUUUUCAACGAAAAAAAUUGCGGCGAUAUCUUUGGCGGUUAUCGCCAUCUUUGCGCAGAGUGGAUUAAGCAGCUUGAAGCGCACCCUGAAUUCGAAGAAUCUCACCACAAAUGUCUGCAGCUCAAUUUGAGAAGAUACGACAUCGGCGGCUGGGACGGGUUCACAUAUUCUGGCCAAUAUUAUAAACGAGUUUAUUUUUAUCCUGCGAUACCUAAAACUGGCAUUUAUAUACGGCCCUUUUAA
Messenger RNA from Oikopleura dioica, 387 nucleotides. The record is from the annotation of a GenBank genome assembly. Lineage: Eukaryota; Metazoa; Chordata; Appendicularia; Copelata; Oikopleuridae.